Messenger RNA from Coregonus sp. 'balchen', 14731 nucleotides. The record is from the annotation of a GenBank genome assembly. Lineage: Eukaryota; Metazoa; Chordata; Actinopteri; Salmoniformes; Salmonidae.
AUGAUGGUGAUGACAAGUCCUUUCUUCCCAUUCGGCUUCAGACCGUGAACAUGUAAUGUUUUUAUUCCCUCCCAGAUAAAGAAGGAGUACGGGAACAAUGUGGUGCCUGCUUUCCCCCCGAAGAAGAUCUUCACGCUGACGCCGGCUGAGGUGGAGCAACGACGUGAACAGCUGGAGAAAUACAUGCAAGCUGGUGAGAUCACGUUUAUCAGUUCUGGGCCCUGUAUUUGAGGUUUGGGGGUCAAUUCCAUUUGCAAUUCACUUAAUUCGGAAGAUGAAUUGAAAUUCAAUUUCCAGUAUCGUUGAGAGAAAAGUGAGUUUAUUUUCUACAAGGAUGUUUAAAAUUCUCAAAUUCAAAUCUAAUUCACCUCGACUAAAUUGAACUAAAAGUGACCUCCGCCUUUCCCAUGGGGAGGAGGGUAUGGUAGAACAGACAGUAGCUGACUCGGUAAAAGGGUAGUAUGGUGGAACACACAGUAGCUGACUCAUGAUCUCCUGUUGCAACAUUUCCACCAGAAUGACCAAUCCUUGUAGCAGAAACCUUAUUAGACACUGUCUACCUUAGCCUGGUGUGGUUGUGUCUUCCUCAGCCUCGUGUGGUUGAGUCUUCCUCAGCCUUGUGUGGUUGUGUCUUCCUCAGCCUCGUGUGGUUGAGUCUUCCUCAGCCUCGUGUGGUUGAGUCUUCCUCAGCCUCGUGUGGUUGAGUCUUCCUCAGCCUCGUGUGGUUGUGUCUUCCUCAGCCUCGUGUGGUUGUGUCUUCCUCAGCCUGGUGUGGUUGAGUCUUCCUCAGCCUGGUGUGGUUGAGUCUUCCUCAGCCUGGUGUGGUUGUGUCUUCCUCAGCCUGGUGUGGUUGAGUCUUCCUCAGCCUGGUGUGGUUGAGUCUUCCUCAGCCUCGUGUGGUUGUGUCUUCCUCAGCCUGGUGUGGUUGUGGUAUUUGUGUGGGCGGUAGCGUACAGGCUCUGACUAGACCACACACACACACACACACACACACACACACACACACACACACACACACACACUAGGGUUGGACAGUAUCCAGAUUUUCAUAUCGUCAUACCGUCGUUCUCUCAUCCCGGGAUUUACGGUAUUACCGGCUUAGUACACAAAGGGGCGCUAAACCCCCCCCCCCCCCCCCCCCCCCCCCGCAAAAAAAGCCCAUUGGGCGUCUAUUACCAGAAUGCUAACAGAAAUAGCACAAGUACUAGUGGAUUUCCAUGGAGGCUGCUAGCUAAAUACGCAAACGAGCACAAACGAAAGUAAACAGAUUGCAAAGACAGGUAAUUCUGAAAGUUUUCAGACCCUUUGACUUUUUCCACAUUUUGUUACGUUACAGCCUUAUUCUAAAAUUCAUUAAAUCGUUUUUUUCCCCCUCAACAAUCUACACACAAUACCCCAUAAUGACAAAGCAAAAACAGGUUUUUAGAAAUUUUUGAAAAUGUAUUAAAAUCAAAAACGUUUAUUACAUUUACAUAAGUAUUCAGACCCUUUACUCAGUACUUUUUUGAAGCACCUUUGGCAGCGAUUACAGCCUUGAGUCUUCUUGGUUAUGACGCUACAAGCUUGGCACACUUGUAUUUGGGGAGUUUCUCCCAUUCUUCUCUGCAGAUCCUCUCAAGCUUUGUCUGGUUGGAUGGGGAGCGUCGCUGCACAGCUAUUUUCAGUGCUGCAGAGAUGGUUGUCCUUCUGGAAGGUUCUCCCAUCUCUACAGAGGAACUCUAGAGCUUUGUCAAAGUGACCAUUGGGUUAUUGGAGGCACAGUGUUCUUGGGGACCUUCAAUGCUGCAGACAUUUUUUUAUACCCUUCCCCAGAUCUGUGCCUCGACACAUUCCUGUCUCUGAGCUCUACGGAUAAUUCCUUCGACCUCAUGGCUUGGUUUUUGCUUUGACAUGCACGGUCAACUGUGGGACCUUAUAUAGACAGGUGUGUGCCUUUCCAAAUCAUGUCCAAUCAAUUGAAUUUACCACAGGUGGACUCCAAUCAAGUUGUAGAAACAUCUCAAGGAUGAUCAAUGGAAACAGGAUGCACCUGAGCUCAAUUUCGAGUCUGAAUACUUAUGUAAAUAUGGUAUUCUAAAAACCUGUUUUCACUUUGUCAUUAUGGGGUAUUGUGUGUAGAUUGAUGAGGGAAAUGUUUUAUUUAAGGCUGUAACGUAACAAAAUGUGGAAAAGGGGAAGGGGUCUGAAUACUUUCCAAAUGCUCUGUAUAUAGGGAGGAGCUACCGAAUGUCCUGUUUGGUGAUGUUGGACAUUUACAAGCGAGCGUGAAUCAGAGACAUUGUGCAAAUGAACCAGGUUUUGAUGCAGCUCCUUGUCUAGCUCCUUGCCCUAGCUCCUUGCCCUAGCUCCUUGCCCUAGCUCCUUGCCCUAGCUCCUUGCCCUAGCUCCUUGCCCUAGCUCCUUGUCUGGAGGAAGAACAGUACUGGCUCUGGAGCAGCAUGUGUACAGGCUGUGUCUGUGUGGAGUCUGGAGUCGCUAGGGCAACGGGCCUGCCUGCUCUGCUUGGAGUCGCUAGGGCAACGGGCCUGCCUGCUCUGCUUGGAGUCGCUAGGGCAACGGGCCUGCCUGCUCUGCUUGGAGUCGCUAGGGCAACGGGCCUGCCUGCUCUGCUUGGAGUCGCUAGGGCAACGGGCCUGCCUGCUCUGCUUGGAGUCGCUAGGGCAACGGGCCUGCCUGCUCUGCUUGGAGUCGCUAGGGCAACGGGCCUGCCUGCUCUGCUUGGAGUCGCUAGGGCAACGGGCCUGCCUGCUCUGCUUGGAGUCGCUAGGGCAACGGGCCUGCCUGCUCUGCUUGGAGUCGCUAGGGCAACGGGCCUGCCUGCUCUGCUUGGAGUCGCUAGGGCAACGGGCCUGCCUGCUCUGCUUGGAGUCGCUAGGGCAACGGGCCUGCCUGCUCUGCUUGGAGUCGCUAGGGCAACGGGCCUGCCUGCUCUGCUUGGAGUCGCUAGGGCAACGGGCCUGCCUGCUCUGCUUGGAGUCGCUAGGGCAACGGGCCUGCCUGCUCUGCUUGGAGUCGCUAGGGCAACGGGCCUGCCUGCUCUGCUUGGAGUCGCUAGGGCAAUGGUACUGCCUGCUCUGCUUGGAGUCGCUAGGGCAACGGGCCUGCCUGCUCUGCUUGGAGUCGCUAGGGCAAUGGGCCUGCCUGCUCUGCUCGGAGAUGAGGGAGGAGGGGCAGAGAACGGAGAGGAGAGGGAACACAAGGAAAUGAAGAUAGUGGCAGCUGUACAAAAAGCUCCUCCAAAGAGCUUUGACUUCUCUAACAGGUCAGUAAGCUAACACAAUAUGAUGCCCGUCACCGUAUUCAUUCAGCCACUAGCAAGUUCAACUUUGGGGUCGCAUUAACGCAGAAUUCUGUGUUUUUUUCCUCGCAGGAAGAAAAGAGAAAACGCAUCAGAAAUAUCUUGCUGCGCAGAUCUAAAAUGCUUCUUAUUGUAAUUUCUGCAUAAGACUCAUUUUGUGCUUCAGUUUCACUUCUCCACUCCGAUGAGAAUUCAGGAACGGCGUUCUAUCUCCACUCAGCUCUGACUGAUGUGGAGCUACUUUUCUCUGGUACUUUUCUCCGUGUAGCCUGCCUAGUUUUCACUGGGACAUUUAGCUGGCUACAUUCUUUCUAUGAUAAACAUUAUAAAUAUAUAUAUAUGUCCAUGCGUCAUUUUAGCAAAAAAAAAAGACAGUGCUUUUUCAUUGUAAGCUCAUUUACUUGUGCGUCUGCCAGCUAAAUAGCGUUCUGUUGUCAUUUGAGGAAAACGAAGAUGUUUCCUGCCGAACGUGUUGCAGUAAUGCAUUUUCUGUGAAGGAAAACUAUAGUUGCAGGUCCCUGAUCACUCUAUUGAAGAAAAAAAACACAGUUGACUUCCAAUAUAAAGCGUGACCCCUGUCAAUACACAGCUGGACUCCCCUGGUCCCACUUUCUCCUGACAAACACGUGACUGGGUUCAACUGUUCUGGAAACUACGGUUCAUAAUGCAAAAUAAUGGGACCGAUGAAAUGAAGAACGUGAUCUGCUUCAACGGUAUUGAAAUAUCCCAUGGCUAUUUCCAAAUACUCCAGUAUACCGCCCAAGCCUAACACACACACACACACACACACACACACACACACAGAGCAUUAUAGUAGUUGAGGCCAUGGCCUCUUGACUGUCCUCCUGACUCUUGACAAACCUGGAACUAGAUAUCCUCACUGUUCUGUUCUCUUCAGAUCCAUUCAUAAUGUUAAUAGAACUAAUAGGAAAGUUUGAUUAUAUUGUUUUGGUCAAACAAGCGGCCAGAGAUACUGGCCAGGCCCUGGGUUGAGCACACCAAAGUUUCAACCCUCCCUCAGUUGGUCCUUGUCAGGAACGAGAUUUCUUUGCCAGCUAAUUUCUCAAUUUACAGGUCCAAAGGGACCCACCAAGCCUCGGCUUUGGCCAGACACUUCCCCAAACAGAUCAAGGGUGAACUGUGGUCGUACACACACACACGCAGACCAACACACAAAGAGAAGAACUGAGCGAAACUGAGCUGGCAGCAGUGUUGAGUAUUUGUUUGAAUCCUCUCGAGCACUGGCAGUUAGCACAGAACAAACUGAGCCUUGUUGGGGCAUAUUUGCUCAUAAGUCUGUAAGCACACAGACAAAGACACACACCGCAUGGUAUGGUUGACCGACCGCUUGCUGGGAGGAUGUUACAUCAUGGUUUUAACACGGUUAUGGAAAAUCUACUGCCACAAACACAAUCUGCUCUCCCAUGUCCCUGAACACUGUGUGUGUGUGUGUGUGUGUGUGUGUGCGCGAACUCAAUCCACCACAGGAAUUGUGUGUCUGUCUGUGUCCUCCAAAGGGCACUUCUAAUUGAGUGUACACCCUAUUUAGGGGUGAGAAUUGCAGCACCGCCCUCAUACUGUGAUUCCAUUGUGCCGUACAAUACACUGUAGAGAUUGCCUGGUUAGGUAAAUAAACCCCUGUAGAGAUUGCCUGGUUAGGUAAAUAAACCGCUGUAGAGAUUGCCUGGUUAGGUAAAUAAACCGCUGUAGAGAUUGCCUGGUUAGGUAAAUAAACCGCUGUAGAGAUUGCCUGGUUAGGUAAAUAAACCACUGUAGAGAUUUCCUGGUUAGGUAAAUAAACCACUGUAGAGAUUGCCUGGUUAGGUAAAUAAACCCCUGUAGAGAUUGCCUGGUUAGGUAAAUAAACCACUGUAGAGAUUGCCUGGUUAGGUAAAUAAACCGCUGUAGAGAUUGCCUGGUUAGGUAAAUAGAGCAUGGCGUUUGCAACGCCAGGGUUGUGGGUUCGAUUCCCACAGGGGGUAUGAAAAAGUAAUGUAUGCACUAACUGUAAGUCGCUCUGGAUAAGAGCGUCUGCUAAAUGACUAAAUUGUAAAUGUAAAAUGUAAAUAAACCGCUGUAGAGAUUGCCUGGUUAGGUAAAUAAACCGCUGUAGAGAUUGCCUGGUUAGGUAAAUAAACCACUGUAGAGAUUGCCUGGUUAGGUAAAUAAACCACUGUAGAGAUUGCCUCGUUAGUCACAUCUGGAGAUGUCAGGUUGAAUUGGCUCCUACUGAUUUACAGAUAGUUGAAGCCACGUCAGAAGACCUUCUCAGCUCCAUGUAGCUAUUUCCUACUACUACAGAUUGAUGAGGUCCAUGUAGCUAUAUCCUACUACUACAGAUUGAUGACGUUCAUGUAGCUAUAUCCUACUACUACAGAUUGAUGACGUUCAUGUAGCUAUAUCCUACUACUACAGAUUGAUGACGUUCAUGUAGCUAUAUCCUACUACUACAGAUUGAUGAUGUUCAUGUAGUUAUAUCCUACUACUACAGAUUGAUGACGUUCAUGUAGCUAUAUCCUACUACUACAGAUUGAUGACGUUCAUGUAGCUAUUUCCUACUACUACAGAUUGAUGACGUUCAUGUAGCUAUAUCCUACUACUACAGAUUGAUGACGUUCAUGUAGCUAUUUCCUACUACUACAGAUUGAUGACGUUCAUGUAGCUAUUUCCUACUACUACAGAUUGAUGACGUUCAUGUAGCUAUAUCCUACUACUACAGAUUGAUGAGGUCCAUGUAGCUAUAUCCUACUACUACAGAUUGACGACGUUCAUAUAGCUAUAUCCUACUACUACAGAUUCAACUUAUGAUAGCCAGUGGGACAACCACCCUAUUAUUAUUAUGAUUAUUUAUUUUUUAUUUUUUUUAUGGGUGGGGGAGGGGUGGGUAGAAGGUUUACUUUAAGUGCUGACGUGGCCCUCUCUCUAACAUCUCUCUAAUCUCCUCUCUUUCCACCACAGUGCGUCAGGACCCAAUGCUCGGAGCCAGUGAGAUGUUCAACAGCUUUCUAAGGAAAGCCCAGCAGGUUGGUACUGUAGCUAGCUAGCAUGUCUUCCACCCUGGCUGUGUAAUUGUUCUGUAGCUGGCUAGCAUGUCUUCCACCCUGGCUGUGUAAUUGUUCUGUAGCUGGCUAGCAUGUCUUCCACCCUGGCUGUGUAAUUGUUCUGUAGCUAGCUAGCAUGUCUUCCACCCUGGCUGUGUAAUUGUUCUGUAGCUGGCUAGCAUGUCUUCCACCCUGGCUGUGUAAUUGUUCUGUAGCUAACUAGUAUGUCUUCCACCCUGACUGUAUAAUUGUUCUGUAGCUAGCUAGCAUGUCUUCCACCCUGACUGUGUAAUUGUUCUAUAGCUAGCUAGCAUGUCUUCCACCCUGACUGUGUAAUUGUUCUGUAGCUAGCUAGCAUGUCUUCCACCCUGACUGUGUAAUUGUUCUGUAGCUAGCUAGCAUGUCUUCCACCCUGACUGUGUAAUUGUUCUGUAGCUAGCUAGCAUGUCUUCCACCCUGGCUGUGUAAUUGUUCUGUAGCUAGCUAGCAUGUCUUCCACCCUGGCUGUUGUUAAGUUGCGUCAAUUCAAAUCUGGUAUUGGAACAAAAAGAGGUCAAUACACGUCUUCUAUAAUAGACUAUUAUUUUAAUUAAUGCAAAACACUUCAAUGGUAAAUAUGAUGUUCGUAUAUACGGGUCCACUGAAAUACCACGCAGGGCAGACAGAGAACUGGUCCAUUGUUAUAAGUUCUUCUUUAAAUACUCUGACAGAGAUAGUUCCUGCUCCCUGCUGGCCUAUCAGAGUAGAGACUGAGCGUGGUUUAGACUUACUCAGCCUAUCGUUUGCGCACAGGCUGGUCCCAGACCCUUGGCGCUUCACUGUUGCCAGGUGUCAGUUGUUUUCUCCACAACUUGUCUCGAGUCAGCAACCCCAGACAUCUUUGUAGCAGAACACAUGUCCUUGAGCGUUCUAACAAAGAGGCAGUGUGUGUGUAUGUGAGACACAAGUCUUAUCUCAGCCUACCCCCUAAUAGUUCCCCACAUUAAUCACAGCUUGUUAUGUUGACCAAUUUAUAUCAGUACAGUACAAACCUAUUAUGUUUAAUCAUUAAUGCUUUCUUAUUAAGCUAACAGCACAUCUAAAAUAUAAGAGAACAAUUUCCCACAAUCCCCCUUUUCACACCCACUGGGUGUGAACCCAAAAUAAGAAGGGAAAUUUAGGAUUCCCCCUUUUGACACCCACUAGGGUGUCACUCAUUAAAAUACAAUACAAACAAAAAUAAUCACACUUUUAUUAAUAGGCAAUAAUGAUAAUAAAAAAUAAAAACCCUCAGUCCUUCCAUCUACACCCAACUGGUACUAGGUUGGCUACCAGCCACCCAGGAACUUCAAACCUUCACAUAAGGAAAGACAAACAUUCACAAUGGUUAACUUGAUUAAUAAAGCAUAAAACAUAAACAGGGAAGUGAACUUUGGUCCCCUUUAGACACCCACUAGGGUGUCACUCCACCACCUCACCAAUAGCAAACCAAGGGUCAUCCUUUGUCAACCCCAUCUCAGUGUCUGCAUCCCCUUCUUGAGCCCCUAGGAGGGGCAUCAUACCAGCCGUAUGCACGACAUCUGUAACAGACUUUCUCAGACAAGGAAUUACACAGGCAGUACAGCACAUUAAUAUUAGAAACACAACUACUAGGGUCAGAAAUGCAGUAACCACCAAUGAUGCGAACUUACCAAACCACUCCCCCAACCAGGAGAACAGUCCGUUUCCCUCCAUUCCAGCCAUGCUCUUCAUUUCAGCUGAUAGUUUAUCUAAACCAACCAGGGCUUUAGAGAUACUCCCGUCAGGACUGGUAUUGUUAGGGAUAAACGUACAACAAUGGCUUCCCAUUCUAUAGACACCACCCCUUUCUGCCUGAUCUAGAGCCAACCUCUUUUUACUAAGUCAUAAGAGUGAGAUGGCGGAUAAUUGUUCAAAAGAUCCCUUCUGUUGCAUCCCUAGUCCAGCCAAUAAAUCGUUGUUGGUCGUAAUAGAUGUAAUUAAUCCAAUUCACAAUUUUGUUUAUUGUCACCCACCAAAAGAACGUGGUAGUAAACCCUUCCCCUAAUUGUUUCAUAGCUCAGUAUCCAUCCGAUAUCCCCCUUGGUAGCCUAAUCGCAUCCAUCUAAAUAGGGCUAUUCUCCUUCUUGUCAAAACUCCUCCUACAUCUGUUCAAUCCUUGGUUCCUGGUGACUAAUUCUAACUAGCUGAACCAGUAGAACCAGGGCGCACGUAUCUAGCCACCCCUUUGGAAUUCUCUGCCUUAUACUGCCUUUACUGGCACACGCCCACCACACCGGUUACAGGGGCUGUAAGGUUCAAAAUUCUCUCCUGUGUUUCCGAACUUAAGUCCGUCACAUUACUACUAUCUCCAAUUGAUAAUUGGUGAUGUCUUUGUUUCUCUUUACUCCCCAUCUGGAUGUUCAGUCCCCCUCGGUCUCAUAUCCCCGUCCCCAAGUGUAUUUAAACACUUGAGUCUAGGAACAAUCUGCCGUGGGGGCCGAACACGAAUAUAAUGGGAUUUUAUAAUCCCAAGUUGCUUAUUGACAUGUACCCCACCCGUUGGCUACGUCCCUAACCUUUAUUUUGAAUCUGACAGUCUGCCCUUCUCUGACUCCCAUUUUGUAGGCCACUCGUCCUUGACGGUCAGUAUGUCGGGUCGCUUCUCUUCUCUUUUACUUCUUAACAAUGGUAAGGGCAUAGCGUAAUUGGUGGUGGAUCUUGACAUAUCAAGACCAUUACCGAGACUAUGAUGCAACUCAAGUUAUCCAUAUUCCCAAAAACCGCCAACCCUCUCCUGUCCUUAGUCUUUCUGCUUGGUACUACCCCAUACUCACACCCUGAGAACACACUACAGUGAUGAUAGGUCGGGGUAGGAGAUCUUCGUUAACAGAGGUGAUCCCCAGACCCUAUUGGUUCAGUUCUUCUCUCUAACUCUGCAUGUGUUCAAUGGCGCUUGUAUGUGUUCUUACCUUUUUGCAGUGGGUAACGUGGACCCAGGUUGCUCUUUCUGCUAUUCUAAUGGCAAAGGCAGUGACCAAUAUAACCUGAUAGGGCCCUUCCCAACAGGCCUGCUUCCAGUUUUUCUUCUUUAGGGACUGGAUGCUCACCAGUCACCUGGUUAGAUAGAGUGGGUCACCUUCUCCUUUAGUUCACCUGUGGGGCACAAAACCUCUGACAUACGGGUGUGGUUAAUAAACUAUCUUCACACAUGUUCAGCUCUCAAUUUCUAUUUCUGACUGCAUUCUCUUUCUAGACUGUAUCUAAACAUUUUUUUUAAAAGUAUUUUGUCCUCUCCUUCGUAUAGAUUUAUUAUUUAAUCCUACCAUCCCCCCUUUGACACAUGUUUUGCUCAUGUUUCAAUAUUACCACCUACCUAAACAAUCACUUAGGUAAUAUUGGUAAUUUAUCAUCCAAUUGCCAUCCCUUAUUUUUAAAUACUGCCUAAUUUUAACAUAACAACCCUUUAUAACCAUCAUACUAGGUGUGUUGUUUUUUUAUUUGAAAAACCCAAUUUGAAAAACAACAACCACAAAUAGCCAGGCCCCACUUGAUUUGGUAGCUCACUGCCUAAAUACUGCCUAACUUCACUACUGCUCCCCCUAGCCCUGGGCAACAUUCCAAUGAGAUAAGCUAAUCUCUUUCUCCUGGUUAUACAUUUUGUUAACCUUCAAUUACCAUCAGUAAUCUAAAGAUGGUAGUACACACAAAACAUGAUACAGAUAUCCCCAGUCCUAACCCAUCAAUAAUUGUUUGUAUCAAUCUAAUUCCUCAUAACUAAUCCAUAAAACCACUCAAAAUUCCUCGAGUAUACAAUGAUUAUUUAUUUGAUUACCCUAAAUCUGCUACAUGUGAUCUCAUCUCAAAUGAUCCAUUAUCAAUUAUUUGAUCAACCCCCUAGGAAAAUCUGUCUCCCCUUCUAUUGUUCCUGUCCCCCCUGUAAAUGUCAUAUUUCAUUUUUUUAGCCAAUACAAUCACGGUUACAUCAAAUAUUCCCUCAUUUUGGCCAUUUAGUUACUAUCUUUCUGGUCCUUUUUUCUCAUUUGUUAGAGAUAUUACCAAUAUCUUCACUAUUUUCUGGGAACCUUCUCUUCAUGAUUGCUACUGGUGAUCCUGCCAUCUCUACUUCUGGUGUGGUCUAAUGUCUAUAUUAGGGUGUAAGGUAAAUUAUUCCUGUUGUCUUUUUCAGCUAAACGUUUUAAAUCCCUCAGUUAAUGGUAUUUUCUUCCUAAUAUAUCAUCAUACUCUUCCACUUUCCCUAAAUGAGAUUUAAUCCCUUGCCUUUCCUCUACUAUCCUUCUAUCAUUACUGGAUCAAUGAUAAUAACUGUAAUAACUAUUCUUAAUAAUUGUAAUAACUAUUUCACAUUAAAUUGUGCCUUUUUUCUGAUAAUGUUAUAAUUGUAGCCUAUUGCAUUACUUUAGUUUAAAAUAUACGUUUGUUUAUUUAACAAAUCUAGAACCCACUAUAGGUUGAUGCUAUUCCCUCAGCAUAAUAGCUAAAGCUACUUGCAUCCCCUGGUCCCCGUAACGAAAAUAAAUUAUCGUUCUAGAAUUCACCAACUAUUUGCAUACACCACUGGUGUUAAGCAACCUAUCGAAUAAAGUAAUAACAAUUAGAAUUCAUCAAAGCACUGCCUUUCAGUCAAGUAUUUAGACCUCUACUUGAAAUCUUACAGCUCAAUCGAACUCGCUGGACUGUCUCUAUAUAUUUUUUUUUCUCCCGCUAACCAGAGCCAUAAAUUAUUCUCCUUUGUCCUCAACUCAAUUUUCACAGCUCUAUCGCCAUUUCAGUUGAUAAGCAUACAUUUAAUGAUAUUCCUAUCAUUUAAACUAUCUCUCACUCCUCCCCUUGCUCCUUCCUACACAACGGGGAAGGCGUGGGGACCUUGUAACAUAUUUUCAUAGCUUAAGUAGAAGUAUUCUAGAAAGGUCUAUCUAAUUCAACCUUUCACAUUUCUCAAUCCACGUAGUAAUCUAGGUCUAUAGCCCCAAUGCGAAAGCUUGACCCACUGUCCCCACCUGUGUUCAAACCCGGGACCCUCUACAUACAUUGCCAGUCACCCCACACAUUCCGCGAUGCUUUCAAAGUAAAUACUUCCAGUUCAUAGAGCAAGUGACGUCACCAAAUGAAAACCGCACUAGCUUUCACCUCAUUCAGCAACACAAAGUAAUGCUCUCUCUCUCCCUUCACCCAUUCCCUAUUGAAUAAGUGAGUCUUUCUAUUUAACCCCAAACCACGCUACAAAUCUUCCAUUCAACAUCAACAAACCAAAUACUCAGUAGUAUCCGGUCACCACCCAUACCAGCCGCCAAAUUCACUCAUACACACAGACCCCACCCCAUGCCACCGAAAUGCCCAACAAAACAUAAUAGUUCAAUGGAACCCUCUAUUGGCUCUCUACUAUUUAUACAUUACUUCUAUAACCACAUUAGUUAUGGUCCGAUUACCCAUUAUACCUUAUCACAUGAUCAAACAACGGUACAACCUUAAACUCAUAUUCUCUACUUUCUCACCCAUUACGUACGUCUACGUUCGGGCGAGCGAGUUCAUACGUAUAUAUCGUUAGAAAUUUACAGGUACCUCUCAAAUAAUCGCUUCGUGGUGUUUUUAGCCAAUUCUUAAUCGACACAAAUCACUUCUUAGUCUUUCCUGACUCUCCAAAAGCCAUACUCUCGCUGUCAGUGCAUGCUAGUUUUCCUAUUGGUUGGUAGAGCCAUCACUCACCUGGCUGUGUUGCUAGGCCGGACGGUGUAAAUCUACCAAGACAUGUUUACUGUUGCCUUGUUUUCGCCUCCUCUUGUGAGGAUACUCUCUCUCUCCUUCCUCCACUCCCCCCCUCCUUCUGCUGAGUACCCUGUGUCUGUUCUCUAUCCCCCACCUUUCCUCCUCUCUUCCCCUCCUUCCUCCCCCCACUCCCUCCUCUCCUCCUCCCUUCCUCCCUCACUCCUUCCCUCCUCCUACUCCUACCUUGAAAAGCUGUCUUGAAUCAAUAAGUAUUCCAACCUUUUGUUAUGGCAAGCCUAAAUAAGUUCAGGAGUAAAAAUGUGUUUAACAACUCACAUAAUAAGUUGCAUGGACUCACUCUGUGUGCAAUAAUAGUGUUUAACAUGAUUUAUAAAUGACUACCUCAUCUCUGUUCCCCACACAUACAAUUAUCUGAGGGGAGGAGGUAGGAGGUCCCUCGGUCGAGCAGUGAAUUUCAAACACAGAUUCAACCACAAAGACCAGAGAGGUUUUCCAAUGCCUCGCAAAGAAGGGCACCUAUUGGUAGAUGGGUAAAAAUAAAAGAAGAAGACAUUAAAUAUCUCUUUGGGCAUGGUGAAGUUAUUAAUUACAAUUUGGAUGGUGUAUCAAUACACCCAGUCACUACAAAGAUACAGAACAGGCAUCCUUCCUAACUCAGUUGCCGGAGAGGAAGGAAACUGCUUAGGGAUCUCACCAUGAGGCCAAUGGUGACUUUAAAACAGUUACAGAGUUUAAUGGCUGUGAUAGGAUAAAACUGAGGAUGGAUCAACAACAUUGUAGUUACUCCACAAUAGUAACUUAAUUGACAGAGUGAAAAGGAAGCAUAUACAGAAUCUAAAUAUUCCAAAACAUGCAUCCUGUUUGCAAUAAGCACUAAAGUAAUACUGCAAAAAAUUUAAAAGUAUAGUGGUUGUUGCAUCAUGUUAUGGGUAUGCUUGUAAUCAUUAAGGACUGGGGAGUUUUUUCAGGAUAAAAAAUAAAUGGAAUGGAGCUAAGCUCAGGCAAAAUCCUAAAGGAAAACCUGGUUCAGUCUGCUUUCCACCAGACACUGUGAGACGAAUUCACCUUUCAGCUGGACAAUAACCUAAAACACAAGGCAACAUCUACAGUUUGCUAACAUUUCUAAAAACGUGUUUUCACUUUGUCAUUGUUGGGUAUUUCUAAUCCAUUUUGAAUUCAGGCUGUACUACAUCAAAAUGUGGAAUAAGUGAAGGGGUAUGAAGACUUUCUGAAUGCACUGUAAUUGUUCAACUAUAUCUUUAAAGGAUAAUUGUCCUAUUUCUGCAGUAAAUCUCUAUUUUUGAUGUAAAUGACAUGUUAUAGAAGGGUCCAAACACUUUUUUAAAUGUAAUUUGGCUUGUUUUUGAGAAACAGUAUCAGGGCACGCGGUAUCGGGGCACGCAAGAGAGAUGAACAAAAGAUUCAAAACCUCCCAAAUACAUCCUUUUAGAAACGGACACACUCUCAGUGUAGUGAUGUAGGUCUUUUAGAUGUUGGACACAUUACAUUUUGUCAUUCCGACCUUUACCCCCAACGUUAAAUCCAUAUUAUCCAGUCGUGCUGUUUCCCCCACGCAGUUGUGCAGGCUACAGUAUCUACAGUACACAGCCCACGCUGCACAGCUGGUAGAAGAAACGGAAUAUAACGUUUGGAUCUAGUUCGGACACUGUCUGUCAUAUAAACUCAUUCUGUCUGUUGCAAGAGACUCCGCAGAUCCCAACAGAAGAAGAUCUCUGUAGAUAUGCCAUUCUCUUAUAAUCCCUAUGCUCCUAUGUAACCUCUAUAACCUGAUUAUAAUAGACCUGUCAUUGCCCUAUAGGAGACCCAGCAGUAAACCUGUCAUUGCCCUAUAGGAGACCCAGCAGUAAACCUGUCAUUGUCCUAUAGGAGACCCAGCAGUAAACCUGUCAUUGUUCAAUAGGAGACCCAGCAGUAAACCUGUCAUUGUCCUAUAGGAGACCCAGCAGUAAACCUGUCAUUGUCCUAUAGGAGACCCAGCAGUAAACCUGUCAUUGUCCAAUAGGAGACCCAGCAGUAAACCUGUCAUUGCCCUAUAGGAGACCCAGCAGUAAACCUGUCAUUGUCCUAUAGGAGACCCAGCAGUAAACCUGUCAUUGUUCAAUAGGAGACCCAGCAGUAAACCUGUCAUUGUCCUAUAGGAGACCCAGCAGUAAACCUGUCAUUGUCCUAUAGGAGACCCAGCAGUAAACCUGUCAUUGUCCUAUAGGAGACCCAGCAGUAAACCUGUCAUUGUCCUAUAGGAGACCCAGCAGAUUCCAACAGAAGAGGUACCUCUGGAGAUCUACCUGUCUAACGGCCAGAAGGUCACGGUCAACAUCCUGACCUCCGACCAGACAGAGGACGUCCUCGAGGUAAGCUGUAUGUGACCAUAGACCUCUCUCUGGGAUAUUUCAAUAGGUUCAAGGCUGUAUAACUGUCAGUGGAUACAAUUUAUUUAAAAACGACAAUAUGUUUUAUAUGAGUUAGAGGAAAUAGGAGUUGUGGAUUCAUUCAAACACAGAAAAAUAUAACCAAAGAUGAUCUUUGUCUGUCUUCUGAUUUGCAGGCUGUUGCGUCGAAGCUGGACCUUCCAGACGACCUGGCUGCUUACUUCAGUCUAUUCCUGGUUCGUGAAGGAGUGGACGGGGGCUUAACGUGUAAGCACUGA